This is a messenger RNA of Tetrahymena thermophila SB210, 852 nucleotides long. RefSeq names its product Hrf1 family protein. Lineage: Eukaryota; Ciliophora; Oligohymenophorea; Hymenostomatida; Tetrahymenidae. Gene Ontology annotation, cellular component: Golgi membrane; COPII-coated ER to Golgi transport vesicle; endoplasmic reticulum-Golgi intermediate compartment. Gene Ontology annotation, biological process: endoplasmic reticulum to Golgi vesicle-mediated transport. The transcript is spliced from 3 exons. The record is from RefSeq and is a predicted model, not a curated record.
AUGAGCUUAAACAACUUUUAUAAUGAUUUCAACUCAAACACAUAACAACAACCUUAAUAACAAGGCGGUUUUCCCACUUAGUUCGGAAAUAAUUAAUUCAAUUAAUAUGCUAGCACUGCCAAAAAUUUGUUCACAGCUUUUGGCCCUCAAUUAAUCCCAGACAAUAUCAUUCCAACAGGAAACUUUGCUGAAAAAUGGAUAUUUAAUUCAUAUGUUAGAUCAUUCUUUGAUAUUGAUAAUAUGUACAUCCUCCGUAAAAUGAAACUCAUUCUCUUUCCUUUCCUAUAAAGAGGUGAAUGGGAAGUGAAGGUUAAUGAAUACGCCUCUUCUUCUCAAGAGUAGAAUUUUAUAUCUCCUAAAGAUAAUCCUCACUCUCCUGAUUUAUACUUGCCACUUAUGGGUUUAAUUACUUUUGUUUUGGUUUCUUGCCUCUCAGUUGGUAUUGGUGAUAACUUUUAACCUGAAAUUAUCUAAAGAAAUACUAGCUACUGCUUAUUCAUAACUUUUAUAGAAAUUUAUCUUUACAAGUUCUUAUUCUUCCUCGUUGGUAUUAAAAACAUUGGUAUCCUCAACAUGCUCAGUCAUCUUUCAUAUAGAUUCCUUUCCCUCACUUGCAUUCUAAUCUGUAACUUGAGCUUUGGAGGAUGGUUUACCUUUAUUUUAAUGGUUUAUCUUCUAACAACAUCUGUAUUCUUUAUUUUUAAGACCUUAAAGAGAUAUAUCUAGACCAUGUCUGAUAGUUUUGGUGAGGUAAAUUUCCAAGAGUUAUCUUAAAAGAAUAUUUUAUAUUUGAUGUCUAUAAUCUAGCUAGCAGUAUCUUAUCUUUUAUUAAAAAUUACUAAUGCAUAUUGA